AUGCCCUCCUGCCGGUCUGGCCAGAUGCCUGCGCCACAGCCGUGGUGGCUCCAGCCCCUCCUGCUCCUCCUUUGCAUCCCUUCCUCCCUAGCGGUCUUGCCCGGCCAGACAGAUGAGCUCAAAGUGGCCACCCAGACGGGCUGGGUGCGUGGACUGCGGACGCCGGUUCUCAACGGCCACGUCUCGGCCUUCCUGGGCAUCCCCUUUGCGGAGCCCCCCGUGGGUCGCCUGCGCUUCCUGCGCCCUGAGCCCGUCAAGCCCUGGCAGCACGUCCUCGACGCCACUUCCUACCAGCACGCCUGCUACCAGAUGGUGGACAACAGCUACCCGGGAUUCGCCGGCACGGAGAUGUGGAACCCCAACCGGGAAAUGAGCGAAGACUGCCUUUACCUCAACAUCUGGGUGCCCUCCCCACGCCCGAAGAACGUCUCCGUCCUGGUCUGGAUCUACGGAGGGGGCUUCUACAGCGGCUCUGCAUCCCUGGACGUCUACGAUGGCCGCUUUCUGACCUACACACAGAACGUCAUCCUGGUCUCCCUCAGCUACCGCGUGGGGGCCUUCGGCUUCCUGGGUCUCCUGGGGAGUCAGGAGGCACCAGGAAACAUGGGGCUGCUGGACCAGCGCUUGGCCUUGCAGUGGAUCCAGAACAACAUCCAGCACUUCGGGGGCAAUCCCAAAGCGGUCACCAUUUUUGGGGAGAGUGCCGGGGCCGCCUCAGUGGGCAUGCACCUGCUUUCCUCCCAGAGCCGUGCCCUCUUCCAGCGGGCCAUUCUGCAGAGCGGGGCACCCAAUGCGCCAUGGGCCACCGUCACUCCCGCAGAGAGUCGGCGCCGUGCGACCCUCCUGGGGAAGCAAGUGGGCUGCCACUUCACCAACGACUCCGAGCUGGUCAGUUGCUUGCGCUCUAAAACUCCCCAGCAGCUGAUUGACGAGGAGUGGUCCGUCCUGCCCUACAAGAGCACCUUCCGCUUCCCCUUUGUGCCGGUCAUUGACGGGGACUUCUUUCCAGACACCCCCGAGGCCAUGCUUGGCACGGGCAACUUCAAGGAGACCCAGGUGCUGCUAGGGGUGGUGAAGGACGAGGGCUCCUACUUCCUGAUCUACGGGGUGCCCGGCUUCAGCAAGGACAAUGACAGCCUCAUCAGCCGGGAGGACUUCCUGGAGGGGGUGCGGAUGGGCGUGCCACACGCCAACGACAUCGCCACCGAGGCCGUCGUGCUGCAGUACACCGACUGGCAGGAUGAGGACAACCGGGAGAAGAACCGGGAGGCCAUGGAUGACAUCGUUGGGGACCACAACAUCAUCUGCCCAGUCGUGCACUUUGCCACUCGCUAUGCAGAGCGUGGCAACAAGGUGUACGCCUAUCUGUUUGACCACCGGGCCUCCAACCUCAUCUGGCCUCUGUGGAUGGGGGUCCCCCACGGCUACGAGAUUGAGUUUGUCUUUGGACUGCCCCUCAACGACAGCCUGAACUACACGGCCCAGGAGAAGGAGCUGAGCCGCAGGAUGAUGCGCUACUGGGUCAACUUCGCCCGGACAGGGAGCCCCACUGACCCCGCCGAGGAGGACGGUGCCUGGCCCACCUACACCGCCUCCCAGCAGCAGUACGUCCGGCUCAACACCCAGCCGCUGGCCACCCACCGCAGCCUGCGUACCCAGAUCUGCGCUUUCUGGAACCACUUCCUCCCCAAACUGCUGAACGUGACAGUCGACCCCCCACCCGCCGAUCCCAGACGCCCUCCCGCCCGGGGCUAA
Messenger RNA from Protobothrops mucrosquamatus (brown spotted pit viper), 1755 nucleotides. It is a transcript of the gene ACHE, whose product is annotated as acetylcholinesterase (Cartwright blood group). Gene Ontology annotation, cellular component: plasma membrane. Gene Ontology annotation, biological process: choline metabolic process; acetylcholine catabolic process. NCBI's taxonomy places the organism in Eukaryota, Metazoa, Chordata, Lepidosauria, Squamata, Viperidae. The coding region runs from base 1 to 1755 and encodes 584 amino acids. The record is from RefSeq and is a predicted model, not a curated record. The transcript has 3 exons. Gene Ontology annotation, molecular function: acetylcholinesterase activity.